This is a messenger RNA of Hevea brasiliensis (rubber tree), 930 nucleotides long. RefSeq lists its product as uncharacterized. The record is from RefSeq and is a predicted model, not a curated record. NCBI's taxonomy places the organism in Eukaryota, Viridiplantae, Streptophyta, Magnoliopsida, Malpighiales, Euphorbiaceae. The transcript is spliced from 2 exons. The coding region runs from base 1 to 930 and encodes 309 amino acids.
AUGGUGGAGUCUAUUAGACAAUUUGGGAUUGGCAUGAAAGCACCUCGUUUUCAUGAGGUGCGAGUACCCUUAUUGAAUGAAGAAGUUGCUGAGGUGAAGGAUUCAUUAAAGUCCUAUGAAGAAGAAUGGGCAAAGUAUGGUUGCUCCAUAAUGGUAGAUGGUUGGACUGAUAAGAAACAAAUGACUUUAAUUAAUUUCUUGGUGAAUUCUCCAAAGGAAACUAUUUUUCUAGAAUCUAUUGAUGCUUCAGAGUACUCAAAAACUGGUGAUAAGAUGUAUGAGUUGCUUAAUAGAUUUGUGGAGCGUGUUGGAGAGGCUAACAUGGUUCAAGUUGUGACAGAUAAUGCUAGCAAUUGUGUGCUUACAGGGAAGUUGUUAGAAACAAAGCGCUCUCAUUUUUAUUGGACUCCUUGUACUGCCCAUUGCAUAGAUUUGAUGCUAGAAGAUAUUGGGAAAAUUCCCAACAUUCAUAACACAAUUAAAAGGGCAGUGACAUUGAAUAGAUAUAUUUACAUUCGGCCGAGUGUGGUGAACAUGUUGCAGCGCUUUACUGGUGAAAGAGAGCUAAUUAGGCCAGCUGUCACAAGAUUUGCAACUGCUUUUCUCACCCUUCAACGCAUACAUAAGCACAAGGCAAAUUUGAGAAAGAUGUUUACUUCAAAGGAAUGGACCAAUAGAAAGUGGGCAAAAGAAUUGUCUGGUAAGAAAGCAUGCAGUAUUGUCAUGAUGCCUACUUUUUGGACUAAGAUUAUUUAUUUCUUAAAGAUAUUUGGUCCAUUAGUCCGUGUGCUUAAACUAGUUGAUGGUGAGAAAAUGCCUGCAAUGGGAUAUAUUUAUGAGGCAAUGGAUAAAGCUAAAGAAGCAAUUACAAAGUCAUUUGGUGACAAUGAAGAAAAAUAUAGGACAAUUUUUGAGAUUAUUAAUAAAUGA